Mytilus californianus (California mussel) is the source of this 2469-nucleotide messenger RNA. RefSeq lists its product as uncharacterized. The transcript is spliced from 2 exons. Gene Ontology annotation, molecular function: hydrolase activity, hydrolyzing O-glycosyl compounds. NCBI's taxonomy places the organism in Eukaryota, Metazoa, Mollusca, Bivalvia, Mytilida, Mytilidae. The record is from RefSeq and is a predicted model, not a curated record. The coding region runs from base 94 to 2406 and encodes 770 amino acids.
CGAAGUAUGUACUAACCUGCUUUUAUCAGGUCCAGAAAUUGUCAUAAUUUAUACAGUGUAUGAGAUAAGGUCAGAAGCUAGGGGAAGACAAAGAUGGAGAAAGAGUGUCUGAUUCUUCUUUCGUUUUUACUGUCGGUUUAUUCUUGGAAUCCUGAUGCUGGGUAUGUUCCAUCUUGGACUAAAAUGCCAGGGGUAUCUGUAAAAGCUACAUCUGGCUCUGAUCAUGCUAAGAAUACAAUAGACAACGAUGAUAACACGCAUUGGACUUCUGAAUCCUGUCUUCCAUCCGGGUAUGUGUCACGUGAUGACGAAAAUAUCAUACUAAAUGCCUGUAGCCAUGGCCAUUGUAGUGUUGAAUGCGGGUCUGUAAAUGACCUGGUAAAGAUGACGGACGGAAACUUCUAUACACUAUCACAUGUAAAUGUAAACACUAACGCAACAGGUCAACAAAAAGCCAAAAUGAUGGUCCAGUUCCCAACUCCAAUGCAUCUGCACUUAUUAUCGGUAUGGGGUAUAUAUAAAACUGAAACAGAGCUACGUGUUAUUUACUGGAAUGCAACAACGGAAGUGUUGAAAUCUUUGCAGCAUUCUGAUAAUUAUAAACAAAUAACAAUCACAAAGGUUCUCAACAAUGUAAAAGAAAUAUCAUUGCAAUCAAACAGCAACUUUCAGAUAAAAGAAAUCGCCUCAAUUGGCUCAAAGGGCUGCCGGGAACGUAUAACCGUGGAUUUGGGAACGCUAAGAGAAGUGGGAAUGGUUCGGACAAGGCAUUGGGCCGGUUCUAAUUCCGCAACUGGGCUGACUAUGCUAUUUUCGGCUGACAACACUGCGUUUACUCAUUCCGUAUCGUUAAUUCCAAAUGCACUGCAUGCCGUCAACACAGACUUAAGUCCACCAAGGACUGUUCGAUACAUCCAAUUAGAGUAUCAACUGUCACAAAAGAACUAUGACAAAGUUUAUUGUUGGGAGAUUGACGCAUGGGAUCAUUUAACGUUAUGGGGCAAAUCAGUGACUGCUAAUACACAGAAAAACACAAUAAGGUAUAUACUUGGAGUCAAUGGUAUAUGGGGGUGGCAACACAGUAAAUACAGCAGUUUGCUGAAAAGCAACGAAGGUCCAAAUUUAUACAAUUCCGUUGCUUCACAUGCAAGAAAUUAUCAGAACUUAGACUGGGAUGUAACGAGUCCAAGUAAAGACCCUCAGUAUGACCAAAUGGCAAAUAACCAUGGUACCCAGGCUAAAAGCUGGCUUAACUGGGAUACUGAAUAUUCCGCAUGGCGAAAAGCAAACCUUAUGAUCGAUGUGUCGUUUCAGUUUACGAAUAAGUCUUUUCCUCAGAAAGUUUGGCAAAGCCCCGAAAUAGAAGCGUUUAAUUUAGGAAAACAUUUUGCUAGACAUUUUGGUUCAGAUCAUGGAAAUAGCCUUGUUGACGCAGUUGAAAUCGGUAACGAACCUUGGGAUUAUGAGGCAAGUUUUUACAAUAAAAUUUUAAAAGGUAUGAGUGCAGGUCUGAAAGGAAUGGAUUCGAAAAUCAAAAUUCUUCCUGGCGCUUUCCAAGCUCACGAUAGGCAUGAUACAGGAAACUACAUUGGCACUCGCGUUACUCAGAAUAUUGCUGUGAACAUAAGUGUGAUUAAUUUUCACACCUACAGCUUUAGAACAAACAGUAACGGAGUUCGCAUAGGAACUUAUCCAGAACACCAAGAUUCUUCAUUUAACAGCAUAAGAAACAUAGUUCGAUGGAGAAAUAGUAAUAUGCCAUCAAAGCCGAUAUGGGUGACUGAAUGGGGCUGGGAUGCCGAUGGGAAAGGUGAAAGCUGCACAUUUCCUGAGUGUGUAUCAGAAGCAGCGCAAGCAUUGUAUGGUAUUAGGGGACUUCUAAUUCUCGCGAGAUCUAAUGUUCAAAAAGUCACAUGGUUUUUCUAUGCAAAUUCACAGUAUUGUCAUACACUGUUCUGUCGAAGUGGUUUAACUGCAUCCACAACGCAUAACUUUGCGAAGAAAAAUGUAUUUUAUGCUUUUGAAGGAAUACUUAAUCUUAUUGGUGAUAAGUACUUCUUAGGAAUUUACCAGGAAAAUAACAACGGUUAUGUUUAUUUAUUCGGGUCAUCUCACGCUGACAUAUCUGGACACUCUAUGUCACGACAACAACUCCUUCGGCAUGCCUCGCAUAUUGUUGCAUGGAAACCUGUGGAUAUUUUGGAAGUGUCUACCUCGACUAUUCAUUUGCAGCUAAGUGCUCGAAUCAAUCAAGUUUCGUUACACAAAUUUACAGGUCAGUUUCCGGCAAUUAAUAAUAUGAUGGUAGCUGUCAACGGAACCGUCUUUGAUAUAGAAUUGUCUGCACAUCCGGUAGUUGUCGAUAUUCGCCAAUCAAAUGUUGGCACUGGACAGAUUAUUGGUUAGCAAGUGAUUAAUUAUUAAUCAUAUUAUUCCAGUUAUUUCGAAACAUUAAAACUGAUUUUGCAC